AAAUUGUAUUGUGGCCGGCAUCUCCAUUAGCGCAGAAUAGCGUCCGGCAGAUCACCACUUCACCGGUAGGUGGCUGAGCGCCUCGGGUUAAAGUAAAGUGUUAAACACCUGCACUGCACCGCAAGUAACCCAACCCUGCUUCCAGUGCAAGUGACUGACCCCGUGACCCGGCCCAUCAUAACAAAUCAAACCAUCACCCGACUUGUUUACCCCCGAAAAUUUGCCGUCUUCUCAUCUCGCUCCCCUCUUUGCGCCGCCCCCAGAUCCGGCACCGCCCGCUGCUCGAACCCGCACCCCACGCCCGCAGGCCGGGACCGGUGGGCGCGCGCCGGGCAGUAGGAGGGAGAGGAAGGGCGGCAUGGCGGCGCCGCCGGCGAGGGCCCGGGCCGACUACGACUACCUUAUCAAGCUUCUUCUCAUUGGGGAUAGCGGUGUUGGCAAGAGUUGCCUCCUGUUGCGGUUCUCUGAUGGUUCCUUCACUACAAGCUUUAUUACCACAAUUGGUAUUGACUUUAAGAUACGGACAAUAGAAUUGGAUGGCAAGCGUAUAAAGCUACAGAUUUGGGAUACAGCGGGCCAAGAACGCUUCCGUACUAUUACCACUGCGUACUACCGUGGAGCUAUGGGUAUCUUGCUGGUUUAUGAUGUCACCGAUGAAUCUUCUUUCAACAACAUCCGAAACUGGAUUCGGAACAUUGAGCAACAUGCCUCUGAUAAUGUCAACAAAAUUUUGGUGGGCAACAAGGCCGAUAUGGACGAAAGCAAGAGGGCUGUACCUACUGCGAAAGGACAAGCACUUGCUGAUGAGUAUGGGAUCAAGUUUUUUGAAACGAGUGCCAAGACAAACCUGAACGUGGAGCAAGUGUUCUUCUCCAUCGCACGUGACAUCAAGCAGAGGCUUGCAGAGACUGAUUCAAAGCCAGAGGACAAGGCAAUCAAAAUUAACAAGCCAGACCAGGGUUCCGAGGCACCAGCUGCCCAGCGAUCUGCAUGCUGCGGUUCAUAAGCAGACGCACGAUAGCCAUAAUCAUUGGUUAUUUGACACUAUUUAUUUCCUGCUUGGCUUUUAUAGGAAGAAUUUGAGGAAGCCACUUAUGAUAUACUGAUGAUGUGGUUGUACUCUUGUUUGCUUCCACUCUUCGAAGCAAGCACCUCUUGCUGUUGACGUAGCUAUUGCACUCUGGACAUCCGUUGGAACAACCUCUCUCCUCCCUACAGUCUACAGUGUGUGAUGGACGAAUUCCAUGCCGUUGGGUUUGCAUUAUCGAUCAAUGCAUGGAUUAACGUAUCGCCCUUGUGUGGAUUGUUGUGUUUUUUUUCUCUCAUGUUGCUGUUCCUUUAGAUUGAAUUUGUUGGGAAGGAAAAUAUAUUUUCCUUUUCUUAUGUAUAUCAGGUGCAUUUUUAUCUUUUGUA
Molecule: messenger RNA, 1413 nt
Organism: Zea mays
Lineage: Eukaryota; Viridiplantae; Streptophyta; Magnoliopsida; Poales; Poaceae
Product: ras-related protein RABE1c
Exons: 9
Coding region: 359-1006 (215 amino acids)
Molecular function (GO): GTPase activity; GTP binding
Source: RefSeq, a predicted model, not a curated record